AUAUUGUUGAAAAAAAAAACAAAUAUGAAAUGUAAUUUAUAAAAACGUCACAAUAAUAAAUGAAUAAUUUUAAAUUAUUUAUUAAUUUAUUCAUUAGUAUUUUCGUAAUUUAUAUGAAAUAAAUGCAUCAAUUUAAAAGUUUAUUUAAAAUACAUCUUUUGCUGAUGGGUAAAAUUGUGAAUUAAUAAAGUAUAUAAAUAAAUAAUUCAAAAAUUUAAUUUAUUUUAUAAAAAUAAACUGUCAUGAUGACUGAUAAUGAAGACGAAAUAGUUGGUGCCCAACGAGCAUUACAAAUAGCAUUUCAGACGAUGCAGGAACGUUGUCAUCAGCUGGAGAAUCGUCUUGCUGCUGUUGAAGAGGAAAAUAUUAAAUUAAGAAUUGAAAAAGGCAAAGAAUUGUCUUGUGAGAUGGUUAUUCCUGAUGACAAUCCAUCAACAAUUCAAAAACUACAGGAAAAAAUUGAAGAACUAACGAAAGAAAAAUCACAAUUGACUCAUCAUGUGUUGAUGGUAGCCGCGGAAAACCGUCAGCUCUGGAAUAGAUUGACGCGAUUAACAAGAACCAACAAAAGUCUCGGCAAUAAAUUGAUAAAAAUAUCGGAUACGCUGAAGCAGAACCAGCAAGCGAAUCAACCAAUCGACAAUUUGGUUGUCUGCAGUAUUAAAGAUGUUCCGGCUAGUCUUCCAAAGGCUAGCGACGAUAAUCCUUUGAAUUUUGAUCUCGACAACAAAGACGUCAGUCUCGAAGAAAUUUCUCUGAGGCUUAUCAAUAGUAUUAUGUUAGAAAAAUCUGAGCUAGAGCAUCAGUAUACUGAGAUGCUUGCACUACAAAAUGGUGCGGAUAUAAAAUUAAGAAGUGUUGGAUUUGCUUAUCCAGAUGAUAAUAAUGAUUCGUUGCAACAAUUGAAACAAUACGAAAAUAAAUUGUAUCAAACUAAAAAUAAUUUAGUACAGCAGAAAUUAAAAUUGGAAAAUAUUUAUCACAAUUUAUGUAAAAUUAAAAAAGUAAGCAAAAAAGUAUGUCAAACUGGUACGCAAUUUGAUUCAGACGACAGUCUGCGCGAGCACGGAUCAACACAAACGAGUCUUCCACCAGAAGCUUUGCAUCCCGAGAAACCCGAGCAAGUUACUAAUAAAACUCCCGGGUCAUUAGAUAACAUUUGUCCCAUGUGUGGAUCGUACUUCGAACAGACGAUCCCAUUUCAGACCUUCCACGAGCACGUUCUCAGUCAUUUUUCACCGGAUCUUUCAAAUGAGUACGAAUUACUCUCACCCUAGGUGACAGUCACGUAUUCCUGAUUGCUCAUUACGUGUAUAUGUUAUUUUAAUUAAAGUAAGUAUUUUUUUUUAAUGCAACUAUCAAAGGAUAG
Molecule: messenger RNA, 1369 nt
Organism: Microplitis demolitor
Lineage: Eukaryota; Metazoa; Arthropoda; Insecta; Hymenoptera; Braconidae
Gene: spn-F
Product: protein spindle-F
Exons: 5
Coding region: 243-1277 (344 amino acids)
Source: RefSeq, a predicted model, not a curated record